Molecule: messenger RNA, 3389 nt
Organism: Ilex paraguariensis (yerba mate)
Lineage: Eukaryota; Viridiplantae; Streptophyta; Magnoliopsida; Aquifoliales; Aquifoliaceae
Source: the annotation of a GenBank genome assembly
AUGCGUGCAGGAGCUUGUACAGUGCAACAGACCCUCACUUCAGAGGCUGCUUCAGUCUUGAAGCAUUCUCUCACCUUGGCUAGGAGGAGAGGCCAUGCACAGGUCACUCCUCUUCAUGUUGCUGCAACUUUACUGAGCUCAAGAGCCAGUCUUCUGAGAAGGGCUUGUCUCAAAUCUCAGCCUCAUCACCAAGUUUCAUACCAUCUUCAAUGCAGAGCUCUUGAGCUUUGCUUCAAUGUUGCUCUCAACAGACUCCCAACAACACCUAGCCCUCUCCUCCAUGGCCAACCUUCUCUCUCCAAUGCUCUGAUUGCAGCACUUAAAAGAGCUCAAGCACACCAAAGAAGGGGCUGCAUAGAACAACAGCAACAACAGCCUCUCUUGGCCAUAAAGGUAGAGUUAGAACAGCUUAUUUUGUCUAUCUUAGAUGACCCUAGUGUCAGUAGGGUUAUGAGAGAAGCUGGGUUCUCCAGCACUUCAGUGAAGAACAACCUAGAGGACUUUUCUUCAGCUUCUUCUGUGUUUUACAAUAGCUCUGGUGGGGUUUAUUCUACUCCUAGUUCUCCUCCCACUGAAAGUAUUCAUAGAGAAAUCAUCAACCCCAACAGCUUCUGGCAAACCAACUUCUUGACUCGCUCUUAUGAGCAAAACCCAUUUCUCUUCUCCCCUCAGAAGAAAAUUUUAAGCAAUCUUACCACAGAUUCAACCUCAGUUAAAGAAGAUAUCAAGUUGGUUUUCCAGGUCCUAUUGAGGAAGAAGAGAAGGAACACAGUCAUAGUUGGUGACACUUUUUCCAUCACUGAAGGCCUUGUUUCAGAACUAAUGAGUAGGAUUGAAAGAGGAGAGGUCCCUGAGGAAUUGAAAUCAGCUCAUUUCAUCAAGUUUCUGUUCUCAUCAGUACCCUUGAGCUUCAUGAAGAGAGAAGAAGUGGAGAUGAACCUCUCAGACCUGAAGAGAAAGGUAGAUUCUCUCUCAUCAGGAGGAGGGGGAGUCAUUAUCUAUACAGGUGACUUGAAGUGGACAGUUGAUGUAGCCGGUGGAGAGAGAGAGGGAGGGUUCUCCAAUGGAGUUGGGUUUGGUUAUAGCCCAGUUGAUCACUUAGUUGCAGAGAUAGGGAGGUUGAUCUCGGAGUAUAGCAGCUCAAACAUAAAGGUUUGGUUAAUGGCCACCGCAAAUUAUCAGACCUACAUGAAGUGCCAGAUGAAGCAACCCCCUCUUGAGAUUCAGUGGGCUCUUCAAGCUGUUUCUGUUCCAUCAGGUGGACUUGGUUUAAGUCUCAAUGCUACAAGUGGCCAUGAUACAACGAUAACCUUCUCUCAGAACCCAUCUCAAGUGCUGGAGAAAAAACCAUUCACCGCCAAGGAAGAACAGGAUGUCCUGAAUUGCUGUGCAGAAUGCACUUCCAACUAUGAAAAAGAAAUUGGAUUGUUUCGGCCUGGCUACCACAAACAUUCUUCAUUCUAUGUAAGCUCUUGUGACACCAAGGACAUGGACAAAGGGUCAACCCAAUUGCCUUACUGGCUACAAUCACAGGGCAUGGAAGCACAUCAAAAGGAUGAUGUGGCUGAGUUGAGGAAAAAAUGGAACAGACAAUGCCACAGCCUCCACCAAGGUAGACAUAAUCAGAACCAAAUGAGUUCUCCUUUGCUCAACAAUCAGGGCUCAACUGGAAAGAACUACUCCUACACCUCAUCAUAUCCAUGGUGGCCUAAUCAGAACAUCAUUUCACCCGACACGAAUUCGAUUUCAUUUGCUGAUUCAACUUUGAAGCAUAACCAAAGCUCUAGUUCUAUGCCUCGGUUCAGACGACAACAGUCAUGUCACAUUGAAUUCAGUUUCAGUAAUGAGAACCACAAACAUCAACCAGCAGAACCAAAUUUGGAUUCCUUGAAGAGCAGAGAAGGCAAGGAAGUAAAGAUCACCCUUGCUCUUGGACAUUCUAUGUUCUCGGAUACUGGAAAUUUGGCAGAACAUAGAAGUGACAAACCAUCCCAACUUCAAAAAAUUAGCAAACUGCUACUAGAGAAUGUACCCUGGCAAUCUGAAACCAUUCCCUCUAUAGUGGAAACUUUAAUUGAUUCAAAUUCAACUGAGAAAGAGACUUGGUUACUGUUACUGGGGAACGACUUGGUAGCAAAAAGAAGAUUGGCUCGAUCAAUUGCAGAAUCAGUGUUUGGAUCUGCGGAUUCGGUCAUAUCCAUGAACAUGAAAAGUAGAGAAAAUAAGAUGAGCUUGUGUACUGAAAUUCUCGAAAGGGCCUUAAGAAAUCAUGAAAAACUUGUGGUUCUGCUGGAAAAUGUUGAUUCUGCUGAUGCCCAGUUUGUAAAAUUUCUGGCUGAUGGCUUUGAAACCGGAAUAUUUGGAGAAUUGAGCAAGAAAGAGAGAAGUUUUGGCCGCACAAUAUUCAUUUUAUCAAAGAGUGAUUCCACAAGGUAUGAUGAUGACAAGAGAAAUCCAAAUUCUGUGAUCCAGAUGAAAUUGCAGGUCAAUGGAAGAACGCUAAGUUCCGACAAGCGAAAAGCUGAGUGGGAUUUGCUAAACAAGGCCAAGAAUUUGAGAGUCAACGAUAAGGAAGAUGCCUCUUCAAUUGCUGCUGGAAAUGGGAACAUAAGGAAAGACUUCUCAAGGCAAUCAAGCUCAAACACCCUUGAUUUAAACAUGAAAGCGGACGAGGAAGAUGAAACCGAAGAAAAGGUUGGAGAAUUUAGCUCCAUUUCCAGUGACAUGACUCUAGAAACCACAAUUGAUCUCCAGAAUCCACUUGGGUUCCUUGAACUAAUCAAGAACCGCUUCGUUUUCAACCGAGGAUUGACUCAGAAUUCCCAGCUGACAGAGAUGUUUUUGUCCAAGAUCAAAGAGGCCUUUGUGGAAGUGUGUGGGACUGACAAAGUGGAUUGUUUUACAGUGGAAGAGAUGGUGUUGGAUGAGAUUUUUCUUGGGUCUGGUUCAUUUCUCAACAACAUGUUUGAAAAAUGGGUGCAAGAGAUUUUCAAAAAGAGCUUGCAAACGGUCAAAUUUGGCGGGAAGGAGGGUAUGAGUGCUAGGCUCUGUUUGGGAGGGAAAGAAGAGAGUAAUUUGGAGGAUGGUUUUAUGGGUUCAAGCCUUCCCAAGAAAAUUCAAGUUUCCUUCAUGGGUUGAGAAGGGUCUCGUGUAAAAAUCCUUCUACAAAAGGCUAAAAGAUCAAAAUGUCUUGUAACUAAGUACUUGUGUUUUUAAUAGAAUGUUUGGUUUGUUUCCACAGUUUCUAUCUACUUUUUCUCUUCCCUCUCUGCACUGGUUUUGCAAUUUGUUGAGCCACAAAAACUUGAUCAAAUUGGUGUUGUUAGUGAUGGUAUUCAAGUUGUGUCAUGUCAUGUCAUAUGUAUAUUCUAAGUUCGAAUAUUAACAAC